Gastrolobium bilobum is the source of this 1287-nucleotide messenger RNA. Its product is annotated as oxygen-evolving enhancer protein 1, chloroplastic. Lineage: Eukaryota; Viridiplantae; Streptophyta; Magnoliopsida; Fabales; Fabaceae. The coding region runs from base 94 to 1095 and encodes 333 amino acids. Gene Ontology annotation, cellular component: photosystem II oxygen evolving complex. The transcript is spliced from 2 exons. Gene Ontology annotation, biological process: photosystem II assembly; photosystem II stabilization. The record is from RefSeq and is a predicted model, not a curated record. Gene Ontology annotation, molecular function: oxygen evolving activity.
CCACCAUCACAAAAACACUUGCAAACUAGUUAAUUUUGAGAACUCUCACACACCCAGAGAGAGAGAGAGAGAACAGUGGUGGAAACAGAAGCAAUGGCAGCUUCACUACAAGCAGCAGCUACUCUCAUGCAACCAACCAAGUUGGGCAUGAAUGGUAGGAGCAACACUUUGCAGCUUAAGUCUACUCAAUCCAUUUCUAAGGCUUUUGGCUUGGAACCCUCUGGAGCUAAGGUCACAUGUUCCCUUCAGGCUGAUCUUAAGGACUUUGCUCACAAGUGUGUUGAUGCCACCAAAAUUGCAGGGUUUGCCCUUGCUACCUCUGCUCUAGUUGUCUCUGGAGCAAGUGCAGAAGGCGUCCCGAAGCGGCUAACUUAUGAUGAAAUCCAGAGCAAGACAUACAUGGAAGUAAAGGGGACAGGAACAGCAAACCAGUGUCCAACCAUUGAUGGCGGAGUAGAGUCAUUUUCCUUCAAGGCUGGUAAGUACAAUGUAAAGAAGCUUUGCCUUGAGCCAACUUCGUUCACAGUGAAGGCAGAGGGUGUAACCAAGAACUCACCACUUGAAUUUCAAAACACUAAGCUCAUGACACGUUUGACCUACACCCUUGAUGAGAUUGAAGGACCCUUUGAAGUGUCUCCAGAUGGCACUGUCAAAUUUGAGGAGAAAGAUGGCAUUGAUUAUGCUGCAGUGACUGUUCAGCUUCCUGGUGGCGAGCGUGUGCCAUUCCUUUUCACCAUUAAACAAUUGGUGGCAUCAGGGAAGCCAGAGAGCUUUAGUGGGGAGUUUUUAGUGCCAUCAUACCGUGGAAGCUCUUUCUUGGACCCAAAGGGAAGGGGUGCUUCUACAGGUUAUGACAAUGCAGUGGCAUUACCUGCUGGUGGUAGAGGAGAUGAGGAAGAACUUGCUAAGGAGAACAUCAAAAGUGCUUCAUCAUCCAAAGGGAAAAUCACCUUGAGCGUGACCAAGACUAAGCCUGAGACUGGUGAGGUUAUUGGUGUGUUUGAGAGCCUUCAGCCAUCGGACACUGAUUUGGGAGCAAAAGCUCCUAAGGAUGUGAAGAUCCAGGGCGUUUGGUAUGCUCAGCUUGAGUCAUAGACAGCUUCUUCUUCUUCUUCUUUUUUCUGCUUUAUUUUGUGUUUUGUUGGUUCAGAUUUUGUUGUAACUCCACAAUAGUUGCUGCAUUAUCAUUUGACCCUACUGUCCAAGAACUGAGAGUAUUAUCAUGUUUGUAUAUUAUAUCGACUUCCAAUUAUAAUGCUUAAAAUGUCAAGGUUUAAAUUGAUGGUA